CUGACGGCCGACGAGCACGAGCUCCCCAAUGCCACUAUCUCCUCGACGGCCUGCGAGUGUGCAUGGGCACAUUCCCAUUCCAGACGCGACCAUCGUCCACCUGGAUUCUUGGACGGAACGGACCACGACGACGGUACUCGCUACCAUCGCCGGAUCACGCUGUACACGGUAAACGCGGCGGUGCCGUCGCCGAGUUCUCUGCCCUCGUUCCGGUAACGACAGACAACGCGCCCUUUUCUCUCCGAACCAUGAAGCCACAAAUGAAAGAACGUUAUCGAAAACAAAAGUUUUUGAAAAAUUUAGGUCUACAACCAAAUAAGAAUACAAAGCCUGCAGAUGAUGAAACCGAUUUCAAUAUAUGCGAAAGAGUAUGUUUUUAUUACUUUGAUGAUGAUGCACAAGUGAUAUGUCGAGGUUGUUAUAAAAGUUUUAAAACAUGGUUAAACUAUCGAAUGCAUUUUAAUACAUUAUUAUGCCAUACAACUGAAACAAAUUAUAAGUUAAACACUUAUAAUGAUGUUUAUAAAAAAUACAAAUUAAAGAAAGCCAAGACAAAGAAAAAAAUUAAUGAUCGUUUAAGUGCUGCACAACUUAUGGAUUUGGAAACAUUGAACACUCGUAAAACAAGAAAAAGAUGUUACAAAAACACUAGGGUAGUUGUUACUGUUUCAAAAUCUUCAUCAGACUCUGGUUCAUUAAGUUCAGAAAAAACAAAUGUAAAGACAAUAAAGAAGGAAGCUGCUGAAAAUCUUAUUAGUAGUGAUGAAAGUGUGGAGGAGUCAAAAACAAAAUCUAAACCAAAACCAAUUGGUUGCAAUACUGUUCAAGUUCAAGACAUUCCAAGUAGUACAAAAACUGUUAUUCCUAAUUCACCUCAUGACAAUCAGGCGACAUUAACCAUAAAAACUGAAUGGAAAACUAAUGACUUAUCUCAGAUUUCUUCAGACGAUCAUUCAUCAAGCUCUACUAAUAGUUUACCAAAAUAUACUCCCAAAAACAACGAGCCAUUAAAAUAUCAAUAUGUUUGUGUUAUUUGUGAUGCACAAUUUUUGAGUAAAUGUUCACUUACUAUGCACCAAGUACAGCAUAUCAAAUCUGACCGCAGUAGUUACAGUGUUUUUAUGGCUGAAUUAACUCAAUCUGCUAAAGUUUAGCCCAUCAAAUGUCAUUUGAGUUAUGACAUAAAGGUAACUCUAAUCCCUAUAAUGAAGUAUCAAGUCCUAUUUAUUUAUUUAUUUAUGUAACAAUGGUUUAACAUAAACUGUUUGAUACUUAUGGUUGUACAUUUUUAAGAAAAUAACAGUUUUUUUUUUGUAUCAUUUAAGUUUUUAUCAUACGUGCAUUACCAUUAAAUAUCACAACAUAAUGUGACCAUUGCCGUCUUUCAAACGUAUUAUAUUUACUUUUAUUUGAUUCCUA
Messenger RNA from Rhopalosiphum padi (bird cherry-oat aphid), 1419 nucleotides. RefSeq lists its product as uncharacterized. NCBI's taxonomy places the organism in Eukaryota, Metazoa, Arthropoda, Insecta, Hemiptera, Aphididae. The record is from RefSeq and is a predicted model, not a curated record. Bases 63 to 1154 code for a protein of 363 amino acids. The transcript is spliced from 5 exons.